UAUAAAUGACAAAAGUAAGAAACAUGUGGUCGUGUUAAAUAAAACGUAACGUCAAAACUUCAGACACCCUCGUGGUUUGUUUACAAACUUUAGCCGAGUGCACAAACUGGAAAAGUAAAGAACGUAGCCAAAAUAAGAUGAGUUUCAGAAAUUAUAAGGAUAAAAUUGAGGAAGGAGAUACAGCAAUACUUUACCUGAGUAACAACCUAUACGCCAUAGAUGUUCGGCCGGAAAUGAAAAAUAAAAAGGGUGAAAUAGUAGAGAAUGUGUACCAAACUCCUUUCGGUGCUUUAAAAGUAAGAACUCUAAUUGGAGCCAACUAUGGAAGCCGGGCGAAGCACAGAGACAUAUUGGCGGAUGGUUUCGGUGAGGAACUGAACGGUAAAGCUGAUGCAGUGUUCCUCGAUUUGCCAAGCCCUUGGAUUGGAGUGCCUCAUGUACUCAAUGCUAUUAAGGAUCAAGGUUAG
Spodoptera exigua (beet armyworm) is the source of this 467-nucleotide messenger RNA. The record is from the annotation of a GenBank genome assembly. NCBI's taxonomy places the organism in Eukaryota, Metazoa, Arthropoda, Insecta, Lepidoptera, Noctuidae.